Molecule: messenger RNA, 213 nt
Organism: Mesorhabditis spiculigera
Lineage: Eukaryota; Metazoa; Nematoda; Chromadorea; Rhabditida; Rhabditidae
Source: the annotation of a GenBank genome assembly
AUGAUGAAAAAGUUGAAACGACGCCUGUCGGCGGCGUUUCGCGGCAAUUCCAACUCCCAAUUAAAUAUUUCCACGGGUCCAAUCAUCUCACAGCCGUACCGGACGUGGAGCCUCUCGGACAGCAUGAGCCAAUUGGCCGACAGACUGGCCGUUGAGGGGAUCAUUGUGGAGGAAGAGAACGGCGUCCUCCGCCAUCCCAUCGGAGAGACGAGG